GGACUUUGCAGGAGGAGGAGGUGAUUACUGCUACAUCUUACCUCGAGGGUAAGGCAACCAAAUGGCUAGAUGGUUUAGUUGCAAAAGCCGGGUACGGACGACGCAUGGCGGACUGGGCUAGGACAAUCACGUUAGACCAGUUCAUGGCGAUGGUAGAAGCUCGAUGGCACAAUCCACAGCAGGCGCAAAUGGCCACUGAUGCGAUGCACAGACUAGACCAACGAAAGUUCAAGUCGGUCGGAGAGCUUACGACUACCGUUGAAAGCCUUAUCGUCGUCCCUGGCAUCAACUAUGAUAACCAAUUCCUGUUGACCACAUUCGUAAGAUGUCUUCCAGAGAACCUCAGGAACUUGCUGGCCAGCGAGGCUCGCCUCGAGUAUCACUCUUUUGAGACAUUGUCUAGAAAAGCCUUAGACUUAGAGGCCACUCUAGGGAAUGCUCAACCUACUCAGAAUGACUCAAAGAAGAAGAAGAGUCCGCAGGAAUGGAAGAAGAAAGGGGCUAAAUUGAUGAUGGUUGAGUUCGAUGGGACUCAAACAGAGAUCGAUGAGCUCACAGACCUGCUGAACGCUUCAGAGCACGACAGCGAGGAGAUCGCUGAGGGUAGCACCCUCGCCGCAGUAGUCAAGGCUAAGGCUGGUGGCCGAGUGAAGGGCCAUCAAAAGAAUCAAGGGAAGGCCGCCUCCAAUCAGACCAAAGUUGUUGAUUGGGUCAAGGCAGGUCUUGAUCAAGAAGUGUGGCGGGACCGCAAAGUGCGUGGUGCUUGUAUUAACUGUGUGCUGGCUCAGCAGGAUGGGAAGAAGUUGAGACCGAUUGAGUACAUGAGCAAGAAAAUGCCAUCGAAGAAAUUGGCAAAGUCCACCUAUGAAAGGGAACUCUAUGCUCUCUACAAGGCACUUGUCCAUUGGAGACACUUUCUGUUGGGACGGUUCUUCUACUUGAGAACUGACCAUCAGAUGCUCAAAUGGAUCAAGACUCAACCGACUCUUUCUGAUGCACUCAAGCGCUGGAUUGAGGUCAUAGAUCAAUAUGACUUCAAGCUUGAGUAUCUGAAGGGAGAGUACAACAAGGUUGCAGAUGCGCUAUCUCGUAGAGCAGACUACCUAGGGGCGCUAGUUUCCGAGUUCGGUGUAUCUCAGGAAGUAACUCGAUUGUUGGUGGGAGCCUAUCAGGAAGACCCUGUCAUGAUGGACAUCAUGCGCAAACUUCAGGCAAAAGACAAGGCCACAGAAAGUGAGUUUGUGAUGGUGGAUGGGUUACUCUUUCUUGAUAAGGCCGGGUGUAAAAGGUUAGUAGUUCCAUCGAGUGAGAGUUUGUGUAGUUUAUUUUUAGGAGAAUGUCACGACGCAACUGGACACUUCGGCUACAAGAAGACGAGUGCUAAUCUAGUACAACGAUUUUUGUGGCCUGGAAUGUUAGAUGACGCAAAGAAGUAUGUAGAGACCUGUCAAGUCUGUCAGCGGGACAAGCCGCGAACUCAAGCACCGCUUGGGUUGCUGAAGCCCUUACCUAUCCCCGCUGGUCCAAGACAGAGUGUUUCCAUGGACUUCAUGGACACCCUGGUGACCAGUAAGAGUGGCAAGAGGCACAUUGCCGUCAUCAUCGAUCGAUUCACCAAGUACGCUAGACUAGUUGCCAUGCCAAGCCAAUGGACAGGCCGAGCAAAUGAACAGAGUUGUACAACACCUGCUGAGGCAUUACAUCAAGCCCAGUCAGGAUGAUUGGGAUAAGAAGUUGCCUCUCAUCGCCAGCCUGUACAACAACGCUGUACACAACAGUACCGGCGUUAGUCCUAAUCAGCUGCACUGGGGAUGGAAGCCUAGAUCAGCUCUGGACUUCCUCCUACCUGAAAACCGACCCUCUGCAACUCCAGGCACACUUGAGUAUGGUGUGCAGUAUGAGANUACAGGGAGAAGAAGUUACCGAAAUGAUUAAACAGUAUGUCCAAGAUGAACUGCGGGCACAUUGGUUGAAGGUGAAAUCACAAUUAGAUAGUUUCCGCACAAAAAAAGGACAUAUCCCAAGCUAUUAAACAAUUCUCAGGGGACUGGUUGGGGUCUGAGCAAAGGGGUUGGAUAGCCUAUAUUCGAAUGGGAAGAAGAGGCUUCCCCGGAGCACAGUCGGGAUGAACCAAGAGGAGAUUACGCCCUUUGUUUCAAGGAAUGGACUAGGACACACUGCAAUACCGCUGCGCCCCGCCUCGGAAUUUCUUCCCGCCUCAUGGGCUCUCAAUGGUGGAUCUGCAAUCGUAUGGAGCAGAAUAAAUUCAGAAUAAAUUUAGGCAAGGGAAGUAGUAGCCUUUACAAGCAGCAGUAAAUCCAGCUCUGAUUC
This is a messenger RNA of Chara braunii, 2331 nucleotides long. The record is from the annotation of a GenBank genome assembly. Lineage: Eukaryota; Viridiplantae; Streptophyta; Charophyceae; Charales; Characeae.